Messenger RNA from Leguminivora glycinivorella, 3951 nucleotides. Its product is annotated as nucleolar protein dao-5-like. The record is from RefSeq and is a predicted model, not a curated record. Lineage: Eukaryota; Metazoa; Arthropoda; Insecta; Lepidoptera; Tortricidae. The coding region runs from base 423 to 3821 and encodes 1132 amino acids. The transcript is spliced from 9 exons.
CACAGGGCGGGGAGAACAGUCACCGAAUCGACACUACAAUACUUACGCGUAUUUUCGUUGAAAGCGACGUCUUCUUGACUCGACGCGGGUGUUAUUGCGAAAUAAUCUAGUGUUUCUGUGUUCGUUUAUGCGGUUUGUGUUAUUAUUUGUGCUUAAUAGUGUAUUUGUGGUGAAAAACGUGAAAGGACUUUAGGGUAACAAUGUCUAGCAGUUGACAUGUUUAUCUGUGCCGUCCGUGUGUGAAGAUUUUCCCUUCGCGUGAGGAGGGACUUCGCGGUAGUGUGCGUGAUUUGGAUGUGUGUGUGCAGCGGCAGUGGAGUUGCAAGGAUCCAAUGAUGGAUUUCAUUUUCAUGGAUGUAUAGGAUGUGAUCUUCAUCAUCGGGCCGUCAAUGACGACAAAAUUUAUCUGACCCCAUCGGACAAUGCGGUCACAGGCAUCAAAAACGUUGAAGAAGGGGGUUGUAAGCAAAACAGCUUUCAAGGCGCGCUCCAAUACUAAACAAGUCAAGAAAAAACUUGUGAUAUCUAAGAAAGGAAAGAAUUUGGCAAAUAAAACCAUAUCGAGAAACGCUAAAAAGACAUUAGAAGAAUCUAUCCAUCAAAAAGAUGAGGAUGAAUCUUCUAAUUCAGAAAAAAGCGAUAGCCCCGAUUCUUCAAAAGCAGGAACAUCAAAGACUGGUUCAUCGCGUAGUGAGUCGCCUACCAAAAAGACCAGAAAGGAUCCCAAGGAGAAAAAGGAUUCGCCAAAAGGGGCAGCAAAUAUAAAGAAAAUUUUAGCGAAAAAAUGUCCCAAAAAACCCAAAGGACCUAAAGCUAAAUCGGCAAAGGCAACGGAGGGAGACGACAAUGAUAAUAUCAAGUACAAAAUUAAUUCUUCUUUACCCAAGAAGCUAACAUCUAAAGUUUCUAAAGCUAAAGUCCUUUUAAGGAAAUCUAGUGCAAUACAAAAAAAGAAAACUUCACCUGCAACUAAACUUGAGGGAUCUGAUAAAAAUGAUAAAAAGGACGAAAUUCCCACUCAAGAUAAUAACACUAAAGAAUGUGGCGAUAACAAUCAGGAGACGAUUCCUGACUCAAAAAAUGAAAGUGAAAAGCUCAAUGAAAAACCAGACGAAAAAGAAUAUUCCAAUAAUAGUGGUUUAACAGUUACUUCUCCCAACUCUUCUGUAUUGAACUCGACUGAAACAUCACCUAAAGUUGAAAUUGAAAGACCCCCUAAAUUUUUCACAUCAAGUCGACCACCACGAACGGUUGACAUAGACGUAAAAUAUUGCAAAAACUCUAAAGGCAACCUUAGUGUUUCUGAAAGAUUUCUGUCAAUGAAGUGUGAAACAAAGACAGAUGAAAACACUAAGGAAAAGAGCGUUUUAAAUACUUUGGUAUCGCCGGGUCCAGAAAUUGAUGUCUAUACUUUUACCGAAAAAGUAGAUUCUCCGAAAAGUAUCUUGUCAGGGUUCCGUACUCCUGUAAAUAAAAAUGUAGGCCGAGUGCGUCCAAUCGCUAGAGUUAAAGGCACUAUUAUUGACAAAAAAGAAGUGGAGAAAAAGAAAUACUCGCCUCAUCGCCCUAUUGAAGAAGUUGUCAAACAGUUGAAAGCCAAGAAAGGUAAUGAAGAACUAAAUUCAGUUCAAAAUGACGCUACAUCAAGUCUAUCGGUAACUGUAGUUGAGAGUACUGACAAAGAAAUUGAAGAAAAACCAAUAAUCAGUAAGUCUUAUAAAAUGGUGGCACGUAAAUCGAGUAUUACAGGAAAACCAUUCAGUCCAAUCAAAUUUCUUGACCAUGAGCCUGUAAUAAAUAAGGGUGACAAAGAAAAACCUCCUAAAAUAUCCCCACCAACUAAGAAGGCCACUUCUAAAUUGAAAAAAUCUAACAAGAAAAGUAGCCUAUCCGAUGAAGAUAUAGAUACAUCUAAAUUUUCUCUUAACACUAAAUCAUUCCAUUAUACAUCAUCAGAUGAAAGCAAUAGCGAAUCAAAUGAUGAUCAUGACUCGAAAGAGUCUUCGGGCUCGGACUCACCUAAAAACAAGAAAAAUAAAGCUAAGAAAUAUAAACGCAUCACUGACGGAGCCAAAAAACAUACUUCCAAGGAAUUAAAAGAACUUUCGAAAGAUUCGCUUAUUGAUCUAAAAGAUGAUUCUAUUUUACUUGGAGGAGAAAAACCAAGUAAAAGGAGACUAAAACUACUAUCUAUGUGGUCGGGGCCUAAAAAGCACAGAAUGGCUUCACUUAACGCCAUUGCCAAAGUGCACUGUCUCUACGAAAAUGAAAGCAGAACUCAUAUGGAGUUGGGUCUUAUGAGAACAAUUGAUAGGCCUGUGUUACCUAGUACGUCAAAAGCCACAACAGUCAAGAGGAAAGAUUCGAAACCAAAAGAGAUGAACCAGACAGAGACUACAUCUGAAUCCGACUACGAUAAUAAGAAAGACAGUAAUAAAAAGGAAGAUAGUUCAGAAAGCUCAGAUGAUAACCCUCCAGUCCAACGAUCUUUGCGAGGAGUGCCCGGAAUAAGAAGCGCUGGAAAAUAUUGGGAUCCCAAAUCGUCAACCUCAUCCAGCGAAGAUAGUGAACUAGAAUCUAAAAAGAAAACUGUCAAUGUUGACAAAAAGAAAACUACUCCUAAAGCUUCGUCAAGUAAAUCUGAUACAGAAAAACCUCCGGCCAAAAUGAAGAAAACUGCUGGGGUACCUGUAAAGAAGAAACGAAAUCGAAACGAAGUCGUGAUGGACCUAAAAGAUAUGGUUGUCCAAAAAAGAAUGGCGAGUCUAAAUGCCACCGCUAUACUGGCAGCCAGUUACGAAAAACGAUCACCUAAAUCUAGCAAGGACGAUACGACGUCCGAUUCGUGUAGCGAUGAGUCUUUUUCUCAGAAGCCAAAAAACGGGGUAAGUUCCGGCGUUAAGUCGGAAGCAAAAAACGAAGAACCUAAAAAGGAAAAAGACGAUACAACAACCAAGGAUAGGAAGCAAAAAGUCGAAGUGAUUGUAAACCAAGAUACUGACGUCACAAUCACCGGAGUUUAUUCGACACACCACCACGAAGGCUUUUGUACCGUUUCUGGGAUGCAAUAUCGUAUAUCCUCAACCAGUCACACCCAGACAACGGCAACUGCAAAUUGCGACAAGGAGGGCUGUUCCCGCGAAGAUGGGGCCCGCUACACGCCCCUCUCAGCCCUGUCGUCCAUGCAACCCCCGGCCGAGCACGUACACACUCAUCCGCAUCCAGUGACCGAGCUUGGAGGGCUGGCGCGCCGAGCUGCGGGCUGCAGCGCCUUCUCUGCGCCCUCACCGGCUGCUCAUCACGAACCAGGAUACUACCAGCCGGCUGGACCGCUGAUCAAAGAAACUGGUGGUGACACAGAACGCGCGCUGCCGCGGUACCACCCCCGCCACAUUACCACGCCCCGCACCCACCGGUACUUCAGCAGUAUGGGCCGUACUACCCAUCAGCUGAUCUCUGCUACCAAUACUACCGGCCACCGGGGCGAUAUCAUCUGCCGCCACCACAACCAGACGCACCGAUGGUGGGAGUCGGAAGCGACUCGUAUCCCCCGCCACAGUACUACGGCCAGCCGCCGUGCUACCAGCACUCGCCGCAAAGGAUACCAUAUGUCGAAUACCGCGGAUGCCCGUGCCCAAUCAACGCGUGUCCAAAAAACGUCCUUAUUGGGCCCGCUACUGGUAAAGCCCCAACCGGUGGCGGCCCGGCAGACGUCCCACCUGCCCUCGCGCCGCCCGGGGGCGCCUUCCGAGCGAAGGUGCGGGCGUGCGCGCUGGACGCCGUGUCCGACACCCACGGCAGCGGAAAGGAUCCGCCUCUAGAACCGGAGCCGCCGGCGGCGGCCGACGCUCCACACCCGUGUCCCGUGCCGGCCAUAGGCGGCGCCUCGCCCAAGCGGGAGUUCGACGUGCGCGACGCGCUCCGCCUCCCUCGGGAGCUGCCCGGGCCCGA